AAAAUAUAUUCGAUGUGAAUGAAUUAAAUAAAUCUCUAUUAAAAUGGUAAAUGAAAAGGAAUUCUGGACUAGAAUUUAUAAAAACGUACCAAAAUGCAAAAAAAGAAAAUUUAGAGUAGUUCCUGCCUUUACCAUACAAGCAAUGCAGGAUAACACAGUAGUUGCUGACCCACCUCGAUGUGAAUUAUAUAAAUUACGCCGUCCAAAACCAUCUUCAUUUAGAAAAUUUUAUGAACGAGGCGCAUUUCCGAUUUCAUUAGAGAAGGAAGGUUCUGGAUGGAAAAUCAAUUGGAAAGUAGAUAUAUUAAAUCUAGAUUUUCAUUAUUAUUUACCUUUGUUCUUUGAUGGUUUGACAGAAGAAGAGCAACCUUAUAAAUUUGUAGUAGAACAAGGUAUCUCUGAUAUGUUAGAUCACGGAGGACCAAAAAUACUACCUGUUCUUCCACAAUUGAUUAUUCCAAUUAAAAGUGCUUUAAAUACAAAGAUACCAAAAGUAAUGGGUGCUACAAUGAGAGCACUUCAGCAUUUAGUACGUUCUGCGGAUGGUGUUGGUGAAGCAUUAGUUCCAUAUUUUAGACAAAUUCUUCCAAUUCUAAAUUUACUUAAAGAUAAAAAUGUCAACCUUGGUGAAGGGAUUGAUUAUUCUCAUCAAAGAGGUGAAAAUACUGCAGAUAUAAUACAAGAAACACUUGAAGUGUUAGAAAUGUAUGGUGGCGAAGAUGCAUUUAUAAACAUUAAAUACAUGGUUCCCACUUAUGAGUCAUGUAUCAUGAACUAAUAU
This is a messenger RNA of Vespula vulgaris, 781 nucleotides long. RefSeq names its product parkin coregulated gene protein. The transcript is spliced from 4 exons. Gene Ontology annotation, molecular function: Hsp90 protein binding; Hsp70 protein binding. Bases 44 to 778 code for a protein of 244 amino acids. The record is from RefSeq and is a predicted model, not a curated record. NCBI's taxonomy places the organism in Eukaryota, Metazoa, Arthropoda, Insecta, Hymenoptera, Vespidae.